AUGGUAGACUUUGUCAUUUCUAAACUUGGCAAGAACGUCCAUGUUACUUCUACAGAGGUAGAAAUUGAAAGCAAGUCCCAAGAGUUCAUAGUUAAAGAUGGAGUGAAGAUUUUAGGAGAAGAAGAGACAAUUGCAUGUCAUCCAAUGAAUUACCCAUAUGUUGUGUUUUACUGCCAUAAGAUAUCAAAUAGCACUGCACGUUUUAUGCCAUUGGAGGGAGAAGAUGGAACUAGGGUUAAAGCCAUAGCAGUGUGCCACAAAGACACAUCAGAAUGGAAUCCAGACCAUAUGGCAAUGCAAGUUCUCAAAGUCAAGCCUGGGACCAGUCCUGUGUCAUUUCUUUCCUGACGGUCAUCUUCUUUGGUAUGCUAAAUAGGGUUAACUAAACUAUCAUGCCAUGAAUACUAUCCUUAAAUUAAAUAAGGCAUUUCUGCAUUGUGUGAUCAUGUACUCUUUCAUCCUACAGUAUCUUUCUCUUUGUUCGG
Vigna radiata var. radiata (mung bean) is the source of this 485-nucleotide messenger RNA. RefSeq names its product BURP domain protein RD22-like. The transcript has a single exon. The record is from RefSeq and is a predicted model, not a curated record. Lineage: Eukaryota; Viridiplantae; Streptophyta; Magnoliopsida; Fabales; Fabaceae. The coding region runs from base 1 to 348 and encodes 115 amino acids.